Messenger RNA from Tupaia belangeri chinensis (Chinese tree shrew), 942 nucleotides. RefSeq names its product olfactory receptor 6M1. The record is from RefSeq and is a predicted model, not a curated record. Gene Ontology annotation, molecular function: olfactory receptor activity; G protein-coupled receptor activity. Gene Ontology annotation, cellular component: membrane. The coding region runs from base 1 to 942 and encodes 313 amino acids. Lineage: Eukaryota; Metazoa; Chordata; Mammalia; Scandentia; Tupaiidae. Gene Ontology annotation, biological process: G protein-coupled receptor signaling pathway. The transcript has a single exon.
AUGCAAAAUCAGACCAUAGUAGCUGAGUUUACCCUGACUGCCUUUCCUGUUCUUCAGAAGCUUCAGAUUUUCCUUUUUGUGGUCCUCUUGUUUACUUACAUGCUUACUCUAACUGGAAAUACGGUCAUCAUUUCCCUAAUAUGGGCUGAUAAUCGCCUCCAAACACCAAUGUACUUCUUCCUCAGUAAUCUGUCAUUUUUGGACAUCUUAUACACUACCUCGGUUACCCCAAAGCUCUUGUCCUGUUUCCUAGUGGACAGGAAGACCAUAUCCUUUGCUAGCUGCAUCACUCAAACAUACUUCUUUUUUUUCUUGGGGACGGUGGAAUUUAUCCUUUUGGCGGUGAUGUCCUUUGACCGCUAUGUGGCCAUCUGUAACCCCCUGCGCUAUACCAUCAUCAUGAACAACAGAGUGUGCCUCCUAUUGGUCCUGGGCUGCUGGAUGGGAGCCUUCCUUUCAGUGCUGUGCCCAACAAUUGUGGUGUCCAGAUUGCCUUUCUGUCAUAAGGAAAUUAGUCACUUUUUCUGUGACAUUGCCCCUUUGCUGCAGAUGGCCUGUGUUGACACUCACUUCAUCGAGAUGAUUAACUUUCUCUUGUCUUCCCUGGUGCUCCUGACCUCACUGGUGCUCACCACUGUGUCCUAUAGCUACAUCAUUGCCACCAUCCUGCGCAUCCCCUCUGCCCAAGGACGUCAGAAGGCCUUCUCCACCUGUGCUUCUCACAUCACCGUCGUCUCCAUUGCCUAUGGGAGCAACAUCUUCAUGUAUGUUAGGCCUAACCAGAGCUAUUCACUGGAUUUUGACAAGGUGACAGCUGUCCUCACCACCAUGGUGACCCCUCUUCUUAAUCCCUUCAUUUAUAGUCUAAGAAAUGAAAAGGUAAAAGAAGUCUUGAAAGAAGCAAUGAGCAAAAUUAUGUCCUUACUGCAAAGGAAAACUUGA